This is a messenger RNA of Pristis pectinata (smalltooth sawfish), 1223 nucleotides long. It is a transcript of the gene dusp22a, whose product is annotated as dual specificity phosphatase 22a. Gene Ontology annotation, molecular function: protein tyrosine/serine/threonine phosphatase activity. Gene Ontology annotation, biological process: protein dephosphorylation; transforming growth factor beta receptor signaling pathway; regulation of cell population proliferation. Lineage: Eukaryota; Metazoa; Chordata; Chondrichthyes; Rhinopristiformes; Pristidae. The record is from RefSeq and is a predicted model, not a curated record. Gene Ontology annotation, cellular component: cytosol. Bases 141 to 782 code for a protein of 213 amino acids. The transcript is spliced from 8 exons.
GUUGAUCUGUUGUGCCAGGAAGUCCGGAAGAGAAACGGGAUUCAUGUGCUGCCUAAGCGGGUGACACUGCUCCAUGUAGUCGAGAUUUCCUCGACCCUCCUCGAAAGCUUUUUGAUCUGGUAUUAUAGAAGCUGCCAGCCAUGGGCACUGGAAUGUCUAAGAUUUUGGAUGGCCUCUACCUGGGAAAUAUUAGAGACUCCCAGGACAAAGACAAUCUGGUUAAGAAUGGAGUCACACACAUCCUGUCUAUUUGCAACAAUGCCAAGCCUGUGCUUGAGGACAUGAAGUAUCUUUGCAUCCCUGCUUCUGAUUCUUCAAACCAGAAUCUAAUACAGUACUUUAAGGAGUGUAUCAAGUUUAUCCAUGAAAGCCGAAUUCAUGGUGGAGGGUGCAUCGUCCAUUGCUUGGCUGGAGUUUCACGCAGCACAACCAUGGUGGUGGCUUACCUCAUGACGGUGACUGACUAUAGCUGGGAGGAGUGUUUGUUCGCAGUGAAGUCUGUCCGAUCGUACGCCAGCCCAAACAUUAGCUUCCAGCAACAGCUCCAAGAGUUUGAUGCAACUCUUGUAAAAGAGUAUCGGAGAUGGCUUCAGACAGAAUAUGGCGAAAAUCGAUUUAAUGACAAGCAGGAGAUAGGGAAGCUGGUGUCACAGUACAACGAGAAACAGAAACAGCAGCAUCCGAGAUAUGCGGAGCAACAAGGCACAGACCAAUCAGCAAAUGUGUACCCUCUCCCUUACAAAGCCUAUGGCAGUAGCAGCCAUGACUGGGCGAACAGAUAAUAGGAAUCAGUGCCUGAUUGCCCCAUGUCAUUUUAUUCAUUGUAAAUUAGCAGGAAUAUAUGUAGAAUAUAAACCAAUGGUGCAAUACGAUGCAGAGUAUUAUGCAUACACACUGUCCUCUCUUUUGUUUAUCACUGGCAGUUUCCCUUAGCUACAUUGUGAGAGUUGUGCCUUUUCUUAAACCAAGUGCCUAACUACAAUUUGUGUUCAGUUGUAUUAGCUCAGCUCCUUUUCUUUAUUCAGAACAGAUGCUUGCUCUGAUAUCUUUGGGCGAAUUCCUGUUUGCCUUGAAUUUAUUUAACAAUGGACAAUGUUACCACUUUUACAAGAAGACAUUGACAGUGUUUUAAAAUGCCAAUAUUUUAUUCGCUAUGCAGGUCAGCAGUUGUAUUUUCUUUAGUCUUAAAUUUUUAAAUGUGUAAAAUAAAAUUCAAAAUUUGG